AUGGCUUAUAUAGGAAAUGAGGGUGAGAUCUUCCUGUCUUUUGAUGAAAAUGAGAAUAACUGGAACUCUAUCCAAAAAUUUGAGUGGAACAUUGAUGGUGCUGCAAGUUUAACAGCAUUUCGGGACAAACUUUAUUUAGCUUUUGUGAAAAAACAAAAACAAGGCAAACAUUAUAAAAUAUUUAUUUCAUACUCUAAAGAUUGCAUCAAUUGGAUUGAUCCUUUUGCAACUGACUUGGAUUUAUAUACACAUUUUUCUGUUGCUUUGAAAACAUUUAAGGAUAAACUUUAUAUGGUGCAUGUAGGAUCUUCAUAUGAAAUAAAUAUUUCAUACACUGAUGAUGGAAACAAUUGGCAUAAACCAUACAUGACUAAUCCUCAAUAUAUUUCACAUUCCUCCUUCUUAUUAGAAAAUUUUGAUAAUGAACUUUAUUUAACAUAUUUUUAUGGAGAAUGGAAUAAUUGGAAGAUCUGUAUAAUUUCAUCUCAAGAUGGAAGGAAUUGGAAAAAGACUCCAACAUAA
Entrophospora sp. SA101 is the source of this 522-nucleotide messenger RNA. NCBI's taxonomy places the organism in Eukaryota, Fungi, Glomeromycota, Glomeromycetes, Entrophosporales, Entrophosporaceae. The record is from the annotation of a GenBank genome assembly.